GUGAGAUUUUGUUCUUUUAUGAGGUUUGUGGUAGUGGUUUUUGGAAGUCCAGUUUCUGAGAUGGAGAUUUGUUUUAGGGUGUGAGCAUGGGUGUCAGCUUGGGAGAAAGUAGAUAUUAAGGCCCUGAAAGUGGUGUCUGGACUCUUGCUGGCUGCAAGGCUAAUAUGGAGGCAUGAUGUUAAAGAUUUUUCAAGAGUUUGUGAUAAAUCUGGCACAGUCGUAAAAUCAAAGUCUCAGUUCUUAAGCUCAAGGAGGCUUGCUUGACUUGAGAGACAUAAUACUUUCUGGAAGUCACUGUGAGAUAUAUUGAAGUUUUCAAGGGUAAUCAUGUCUGUCACAUUUUUAGAAGCAAUCAUUAGUUCUUUGAGGUAUUUACUAAUGCUAGUUUUAGAUGAAGGUAUAGUAUAUCCACCUAAAUAACGAAGUCUAAAGUUCCUGACUUGCUUAGAGAAGGAUUUGCUGAGAAAUGUUUUUACUGUCUUCCUUCCUGAAUUAUCAAACUCUAUAUUGAGCUGAUAGCAACAAGGAACCUGGAACUUUAUAUCCCUUUAAUGAACUUUAAUUGGUCUAUGAUUGUUGUAUUAAAUGAUAGAAAUCAAUCAGAAUUAAAUAGUUCGUCUCUACAUGUGAGAUCUGAGUGGAAUCUCUUUGACAAGUUUAUAGUUCCAAAUGUUCUUCCUUCUCAGCAACAAUAUCUUCAGAGUAUUUUAGAUAUGGGAGCUCAACCCUACUUAUUCUCUGUUGUAGGAUUCUAAUUGUCUUUCUUAAACUCAUUAUCAGACUUCUGCCAGAAUCUGAGUCCAGGAUGUUUACAAAGUUUCAUUCCUGAUUAACUCAUUCAUUACAGAACCUUUGGAACCCAGAAUCUUGGUUAAGUAAAGUGAGUAGAUUCUCUCUGACUCCUUUGGAAUGCAUCACGCUUAGAACUUUAGAGGUGGCCUCUCAAGUCAGGUCUGUUUCUGGUUGCAAAAUGUU
This is a messenger RNA of Moneuplotes crassus, 975 nucleotides long. Lineage: Eukaryota; Ciliophora; Spirotrichea; Euplotida; Euplotidae. The record is from the annotation of a GenBank genome assembly.